This is a messenger RNA of Rotaria sordida, 276 nucleotides long. NCBI's taxonomy places the organism in Eukaryota, Metazoa, Rotifera, Eurotatoria, Philodinida, Philodinidae. The record is from the annotation of a GenBank genome assembly.
AUGGACUUUCCUAAACUGUUGAAUGAACUUCUUUCAACUUCGUUCUCAACAAGUGUUGUUUUUGGUGGCUUUCGAAGAGCCGGUGUUUGGCCACUCAAUGAAGAAGCAAUGAAAAGCAAGAUUGUUCAUCGACAUUUAUCAGUAUACAGUAAUUCCACCACAUCUAGUUUAUCAAUAACAAAAAUUUUAUCAUCAUUAAUAAGUGAAAUAAGAACAUCUCGUGUAGUUGGUGGUAGUAGUAAUACAUCUGUUUCAGCUUCCGUUGAUAAUCAGUGA